This is a messenger RNA of Lodderomyces elongisporus, 681 nucleotides long. It is a transcript of the gene TIM23, whose product is annotated as protein transporter. NCBI's taxonomy places the organism in Eukaryota, Fungi, Ascomycota, Pichiomycetes, Serinales, Debaryomycetaceae. The record is from RefSeq and is a predicted model, not a curated record. The transcript has a single exon. Gene Ontology annotation, biological process: protein import into mitochondrial matrix. Gene Ontology annotation, cellular component: mitochondrial inner membrane; TIM23 mitochondrial import inner membrane translocase complex. The coding region runs from base 1 to 681 and encodes 226 amino acids. Gene Ontology annotation, molecular function: transmembrane protein transporter activity.
AUGUCCUGGAUUUUUGGUAAGCCUACACAGUCACAAGAUGACCAAAGCAAUGAUCAAUUGAAACAGAGACUAGGUUUUGACCCCCGUGAAGUCUCUGAUGUCAACACCAUCAUUUCAUCACCAUCUAGCGAGACUGCAUCCUCGUUGAACUCAUCCUUAUUGCUCCAUCCACUUGCUGGACUUGAGAAGGGGAUUGAAUAUCUCGAUCUUGAAGAAGAAAAAUUAAACACCGUUGAAGGCUCUAAGGGUCUCAUCCCAUCCAGAUCAUGGACUGAUGAUCUUUGUUAUGGUACCGGUGCAGUUUACCUUUUAGGUCUUGGAAUCGGUGGAUUGUUUGGUUUGCAACAUGGGUUGUCAACCUUGCCUCAGGAUGCACCAGGUAAAGUUAAACUCAAUCACAUUUUGAACAACAUCACAAAGAGAGGUCCCUUUUUGGGAAAUAGUGCUGGUGUUUUAGCGUUAACUUAUAAUUUGAUUGACUCUACUAUUGAUGCUGUGAGGGAGAAACACGAAGACGUCAACUCUGUUGCCGCUGGUGCACUUGCUGGUGCUUUGUUCAGAAGUAGCCGUGGUUUGAAGCCUAUGGCAUAUUCGAGUGUUAUGAUGGCCGGUGCUGCAGGCGUUUGGUGUGCAUUAAAACGUUCUAUACAUGAGGAUAACCAAGUGGUGUUGAAAGAGUAA